GGAUCCGGUACCGGAAUCGGGUUUGUACGUUUGCGAAAGUGUAACGUGGGCAAAACGAUUCAUCUUCAAAUGAUUCAAAACCUCCUGCUGCACGUCAUCCAAACAGUCUGGAGUCAAAUAAUAUCUGCAGCAUGUAACAGAGACCUGAUCCACAGCAUCCACAGCCUGUAGGCAUUGACUGCAAACCUGUGUUGCUAUGAAAGCAGUGAGCUCCAGGUCUGCUUUCUCCCUGGGGUUUCUGGUAGGCUGCUGCACUCUCUAUUUUUUCCUGAGGCAGGUGUGGUUUGAGCAGACCUUCAGACGGUGGAACGAUGCCCAACACAACGACAAGAUCACCAACAACCUCAGCUGGAACCUGAAUCACCCUCAUCACACAGGAGAGCACAGUCGUGUUGCAGAUGAGCUCUAUAAAAAGGUGCGUAUCCUGUGCUGGAUCAUGACGGGCCCAAGCAACUUGAUGUCGAAGGCACGGCAUGUUAAAGCAACCUGGACUCGUCACUGCAACACGGUGCUGUUCAUGAGCUCAGAAGAGGACCACAGUUUUCCGACCGUGGGCCUGGGAACGGAGGAGGGGCGCAAUCAGCUUUACUGGAAAACCAUCCGGGCCUUCCACUACGCCCUGAAGAACCACGCAGAUGAUGCAGACUGGUUUCUCAAGGCAGACGACGACACCUACGUGGUGGUGGACAACCUGCGCUGGAUCCUGUCGAACUACUCCUCUGAAGAGCCUGUUUACUUCGGCAAGCGAUUUAAACCCUACACCAAGCAGGGCUAUAUGAGUGGAGGGGCUGGCUACGUGCUUAGCAAAGAAGCACUCAGGAGGUUUGUGCAAGGCUUCAAUACCAAAGUGUGCACUCAUACCAGCUCAGUAGAGGACCUUGCGAUGGGUCAGUGUCUGGAGAAGAUGGGUGUGCUAGCAGGAGACUCGAGAGACACUCUGCACCGUGAGACUUUUCAUCCAUUCGUCCCUGAACAUCAUCUCACCGGCAAGUUCUCAAAAAGCUUCUGGUACUGGAUUUACUGCUACUAUCCUAUUGUUGAGGGUCCACAGUGCUGCUCUGAUCUAGCUGUGUCCUUCCAUUACGUUGACGCUGAGCUGAUGUACACGCUAGAGUACUACACCUAUCACCUGCGUCCUUACGGCUACCAGUACCGUUACAAACCUCCAGAUCCAGCUGGGCUUCAUAUAGCAAAUCAGACUGAGAAACCAGUGUUAACCAAUGUAAACGUAAUACAACAUGUAGCAGAAAAUACCAACACAUCCAGGAGCACAGGGGUGAGCCGGGACAAAUCAGAGGAAGAGGGAAACAUAGAGGAACACACUGUGGAUAGGACAGUUAUGAAAAAACAACCAGCAAACAACAACACUGCAGCCAACCCGAAGAGCCGGAGAUAACCUACAAAGACCCACAAAUAGCUGAAAUAAUGAUUUAAUGUUUUAUUAAUUCCUAAUAUGACACCAAUUUACCUUACACUCCUGGGAGAUUAAAUAUUCUUAGAAAAUUAUAAAAAUACAUACAAAUGGUCAGCAUCUGGGAGAGGGAAUACACCGACUAGGCAUAACAUUAUGACCACUGACAGGUAAAGUAAAUAACAAUUAUCUCUUCAUCGCGGCACCUGUUAGUGGGGGGGAUAUAUUAGGCAGCAGGUGAACACUUUAUCCUCAAAGUUGAUGUUAGAAGCAGGAAAAAUGGGCGAGUGUGAGGAUUUGAGUGAGUUUGACCAGGGCCAAAUUGUGA
Trichomycterus rosablanca is the source of this 1739-nucleotide messenger RNA. It is a transcript of the gene c1galt1la, whose product is annotated as core 1 synthase, glycoprotein-N-acetylgalactosamine 3-beta-galactosyltransferase 1, like a. The transcript has 4 exons. Gene Ontology annotation, molecular function: N-acetylgalactosaminide beta-1,3-galactosyltransferase activity. Gene Ontology annotation, cellular component: membrane. Bases 197 to 1396 code for a protein of 399 amino acids. NCBI's taxonomy places the organism in Eukaryota, Metazoa, Chordata, Actinopteri, Siluriformes, Trichomycteridae. The record is from RefSeq and is a predicted model, not a curated record.